Molecule: messenger RNA, 1091 nt
Organism: Jatropha curcas
Lineage: Eukaryota; Viridiplantae; Streptophyta; Magnoliopsida; Malpighiales; Euphorbiaceae
Source: RefSeq, a predicted model, not a curated record
UACUUAUUGUUCUAUAUUGUUUUGUGUUUCAUCUUUUUGCGGUUUUAGUUUCCAAUGGUGGAGAUGCCUUAGUAACGUGUCUUCUGAAAUUUCAGACAUUGACAGGCUUACAUAUUCAGUACUGCCACAGGAUUCAGGUGUUGGAGAAGGGAGUUGGGCAGGGCUCUGUUUCAGUCCAACCCAAUGGUCAAUUGCAGCUGUAGCACGUAGCUUUUGCAAAAGCAUUGAUGUUUAUGACCAAGAUAUCCACCUGCAAACUUUACGUACACUCUGGUAUCCAACAUCAUUGAGCUUCUUACAAAAUUUAAGUCAUGGGGAUGAAAGUUCAAUUUUAGCCAUCACUGAGGGCUGCCAGCUGAGUAUAUGGGAUUUGAGAAUGAAAGAAAAUGGUGGCUGCCUACAUCGAAUUUGUGGUUCUCUUGGUGAUAAUUUCUAUGCUGUCUGCAGUUCCUCUACUGGUAAUAUCGCAGUGGGAGGAGCUGAUCGUUCUGUGACCAUAUAUGAUCCUCGCAGAUGGGCUACUCUUUCAAGAUGGGUGCAUUGUUCAAAAUAUGAGAUAACUGGACUUGCAUUCUCAUCAAUGGACCCUAAUUACAUCUAUAUUCAAGGCAUUGACUAUGAGGUAUUUUGUGGACAGUGGAGAGAAUGUGAUAAAGCUUUUUCAUUUAGAGGAGACUCAAACUGGCUUGGGUUCAGUAAGUGCACAAACAGGGAUAUACUGGGAGGAUGGUGUGAUUCUGGCAGUGUAUUCCUGACUGAUGUUGGAGCGAAAUAAACAACCUGAGUAAUUUUGCGGAUGGAUAUUCCAAGUGGUUAUCCUUAACAAAAUGAGUAUGCCGGAGUUUCAGCUGCAAAGGGUCUGAGCUCUAAAUUCACACUAUCCAUUUUGUAAGUUACUCGAGUAUAGAUGAUCCCUGCUGUUUACUUAUGAGAUAUUGUUCAAGAGUUUAUCCAAGAAAGAUCUCGGAUCGAUUUGAAUAAUGUUUUUAUUAACUUGACUGAGGCCUAUGGCUGCUUAGAAAAUUGUUACGUUUAUUUGAAAUAUGAUAGUAAAAUUUUUAUUAUUUUUAAUUGAAUUGCAAGUUGAUGCA